Messenger RNA from Leishmania major strain Friedlin, 1479 nucleotides. RefSeq lists its product as hypothetical. Bases 1 to 1479 code for a protein of 492 amino acids. Lineage: Eukaryota; Euglenozoa; Kinetoplastea; Trypanosomatida; Trypanosomatidae. The record is from RefSeq and is a predicted model, not a curated record. Gene Ontology annotation, molecular function: N-acetyltransferase activity. Gene Ontology annotation, biological process: protein acetylation. The transcript has a single exon.
AUGCAGCCAGGCGAGCGCACGCCUCUCCUACGACUCUCUGCCUCCCUUCUCGCCGCUGAUCUCUCGCGUUCCCGCUGUCUACAAGAGCACCGUGUUUUGUCACCAAUGAUCAACGAGCACGUCUGCCUGAUCAGUCAGGAGCUGGUCUUGGUGCCGUACCUGGCGCCAUUUGUGCCACGUUACCAUGAAUGGAUGUGCGACCCGGGGCUGCUCGCGGCCACUGAGAGCGAGCCCUUGUCCCUCGAGGAGGAGCGCGAGAACCAGCUGUUGUGGCUGCAAUCCACGGACAAGAUGACGUUUAUCCUGCUGGCGCCGGCUACACUUCAUCAUGCCGACGCCUCUGCCGUCGGAGAGGACAGUCCUUCUCGAGGUGCAGAGGAGCGGCAGCAACGGCAAAACGAGGAAGGCGCCCACGCUCGGCUCCUGAGCUUGUGUGGGACGGUGCCGCCACUCGAAGAGGUGUUUGCGACAGCGUCGUCGUCGCCCGCUGCCUCUCUCGCGUCGUUUUGCCGCCCAGCCGCUGCUGUGUCGUACCCGGGCAGCAUUGUCACCACCGCAGAUUACACGUGCACCGUGUCGGAGUUGCAUCCUCAGCGAGAGAGAACAAGCACAUCCGGCUGCGCGUUCCCGCUGUUGAAGCGGUACGCUCCCUCGCAGGUGAAAGAGCUCUUCAGCAGCGACACACUUUCAGCUGGGUCGCAGCCGCAAGGAGCCUGUGCGAGAGCUGAGGAGGUGCAGCGCCGUGCGCUGGCGCAGUCGUACGUCAUGAUCGGCGAUUGCAAUCUCUUUUUGCUGGAAGAGGAGGACGAUGGAGGCGACGGGGUCGGUGACGGGGUUGCCGCGUUUGGCUGGUCCAGCUCCUGCGAACAACAGCAACACAGCCGAUCCCCCACGUCUGCUGCGAUACCGUCGGACGGCAGCCCGCCGCUUACUCCAGUUUCCGCCUUGGCACCCUCGCGUACGUUCGAGGUUGAGGUGAUGGUGGCCGACCCAGCCUUCCGGCGUCGCGGGUUGGCUGAGGCUGCCGUCCGUAUGAUCAUGCAGUACGCCGUCGCCGUCUGCGGUGGGACCCGCUUCGUGGCAAAGAUCCUUGCCACGAACACCGGCAGCAUCGCGCUGUUUACGGAGCGCCUCAAGUUCGCACCGUUUAAGGAGGUGAAGGUGUUCAACGAGGUCCACUUCGCACGCUCGCUGAGGACGGAGAAGGAGCGCCGUGCGUGGGAGCUGGAGUGCCGGCGAAGCAGGUGCGGGCGCACCGCGUGUAGCAGUGCUUCUCUGCACGGUCGAACGGCGGGGUGCGAAAGCCCUGCAGGUGCCGUGCCAGACGGCUCAAGAGGAACCGAUAAGCCGGAGGAGCUACCGUCCGCGUUGCCACCACACUCGCAGCAGGCCGGGUCGGAACUGAGCCACACGUACUGGUGCUCACCACUGGACAAGGUCGUAGCGUCUUCGAUUCGGAUCUUCACACAAGCGCCAUAA